UAACCCAUCAACUCAGGCUGACCACAAAGCUUCCUUUGUGACUCUUGGGAGAAGGAAGAGAAGCUUAAAAUCCCAUCAGGAGUGUUGUGAGGUUAGUGGCGAGUGGGCUGCUGGGUGCCGAAUGCAGAACAUCCUCGAGCAGAACUUGGACAUGGCCACGGCUCUGCUUGCGGGUGAGAAGCUGAAGGAGUUGAUCCUGCCGGGUUCCACACAGGAUGAGAAGGGCGGUGUGCUGGCGGGUCUCAUGGUGCAGCUCAAACUAGAGUUGCCCUUUGACCGGGUUGUGACCAUAGGAACUGUCAUCAUCCCUAUACUGCUGGUCACAUUAGUUUUUACAAGGAACUUUGCAGAGGAAUCUAUAUAUUGCUACACCCCACACAACUUCACACGUGACCAGGCCCUGUAUGCCAGAGGCUACUGCUGGACAGAGCUUCGGGAUGCAGUUCCUGGCAUUGACCCUCAGCUUCGGCCCUCCUUGUUUGAGCACAAGUUUCUGCCCUACGCUCUGCUGGCCUUCGCAGGCAUCAUGUACAUACCUGCCCUGGGAUGGGAGUUCCUGGCCUCCACUCGGCUCACCUCAGAGCUCAACUUCCUCCUUCAAGAGAUCGACAACUGCUACCACAGGGCAGCCGAGUGCAGAGCCCCCAAGAUUGAAAAGCAGAUCCAGUCCAAGGGGCCGGGGAUUACGGAACGUGAGCGACGGGAGAUCAUCGAGAAUGCAGAGAAGGAGAAGAGCCCUGAGCAGAACCUGUUUGAGAAGUAUCUUGAGCGCCGCGGGCAGAGUAACUUUCUGGCUAAGCUGUACCUUGCACGACAUUUAGCCAUCAUCUGCCUCAGCUCAAUACCCAUAACGUACCUGAGCACCUACUACUCCCGUCAGAGGCAGAAUGAGUUCACUUGCGCGCUUGGCGAGCCGCCGGACACUAGCAGCAUCCCUGAACUGCGGCUAAAUGUUAACUGCAAGCUACCAGCUGUGCAGCUCCAACGCAUUAUGGCCGCAGUGGACAUAGCUUUGUUGUGUACUAUGAACCUCAUUAUCCUUGUGAACUUGCUGCAUUUGUUUGUAGUGCGCAAGUCAAAUUUUGUCUUCAACAAGCUGCACAAGGUUGGCAUUAAAACACGCCGCCGCUGGCAGAAGUCACAGUUUUGUGACAUUAACAUUCUGGCCAUGUUCUGUAAUGAGAACAGAGACCACAUUAAGUCUCUCAACAGACUGGACUUUAUCACCAACGAGAGUGACCUAAUGUAUGAUAAUGUGGUGCGGCAACUGCUGGCAGCGUUGGCUCAAUCCAACCAAGAUGCCACUCCAACUGUGAGAGACUCUGGGAUCCAGACUGUUGACCCCAGUAUGGACCCUUCAAUGCUAGGUGUGGGAGAAUUGGGAGGAGAGCCCUUAGUAAUCAAAAGACAGCGCAAGAAGAUCAAGUGGAUCCCCACAUCUAACCCUCUGCCACAGCCUUUUAAGGAACCCUUGACUCUUACCAGACUGGAAAACAGCAUAAAAGCAGAGAAACCUAAACCAGUCAGAAGGAAGAAUGUACCAGAUAGCAUUAUUGCUCCACUUCUGGACAGCAAGAGCACACAACAUCCUCCUAACAAAGCUGCAGAAACAAAUAAUAUAGAGAAGAAACAGACUCUUAACCUCUCGCUGGAUGUUCAUCCUUAUAUGCUAACCAUCCAGAAAGCAAAAAAAGAAGCGGUCAAUCCUGAGCAACCCCCUGUUGUUGAGCACUCUCUCAGUAAUGUGUAUAUUGAGGGUCCACAUACAGUUGUACAUGUCUCAUCUUCUCAUACUGAGAUGAAAGAGUCUCCUCCACUCUCCACCACCACUGCCUUCUCCACAGACACCCUUUCCACAGCAUCACAUAUGAAUGGUGGAACUCCCAGCAUGCCUCCUCCAGAUUUUCAGAAGGUUGAAGAUCCUCUCGACCAGGAGAUGGAGUCUGAGAGCCAGCCCGGGCCUUUUAGUCGGAAUCCCUCACACCCAAUGCUGAGCAUCCAUCACACCUUGUAUGAGGACGAGGAUGAGCAGAACAGAAGGGACAGACUAGCCAGACCGGGCGAGUUGAUUGCUGCUGGAGAGUGUUAAAGGAAAAUGCUGAUACACACCUGCACACACACAAAUGCAAAGGCACUUACAAUAUGAACUGGAGCACAAAGGAAUAUGUUGGUUUUUAGGGUUAUGUUAAUGGAUAUGCCAUUAAGGGUGGAGCUCAGAUUAUUUCAUUUUCAGAGAUGAAGAUUAUUGGACAUUGGGACAGCCAAUGUUUAACAUAUUUUAUACUCUUAAAUGCGCACUUAAUUAUUUUUGUUUAUGUUAAACUGGAGUUUUCAGUUACUGGUGUAUUAUUAAAAACACUAUUAAUUUUUAAUAUGAAGUGCACCUUUCAAAAUCAUCUCCCAGCCUUACAUUCACAUACUCAGACGUGUGUAGUUUGAGGGGAAAUAAAUCACCCUUGACCUUGGUGCUGUAAUGGAGUUGAGGCAGAAGCCGAAAUAUAAUCCAUAUGCAGGGUUUAUUAAACAGUUCCACAAAUCCGAACUCAGUGUCAGUAAAGACAAGCUGUGAGGUCGAUACACAAAGAGGCAGUGUGAACAGGCAAAAGGGCAAUCCAAAAGAGUAGUCAAGAGAAACAGGAAUGUGGUGGCCAGGUUAAUAUGGCCGCCAAACAUAAAGUAGCUGCA
Molecule: messenger RNA, 2685 nt
Organism: Carassius carassius (crucian carp)
Lineage: Eukaryota; Metazoa; Chordata; Actinopteri; Cypriniformes; Cyprinidae
Product: pannexin-2-like
Exons: 5
Coding region: 122-2089 (655 amino acids)
Biological process (GO): positive regulation of interleukin-1 production; monoatomic cation transport
Molecular function (GO): channel activity
Source: RefSeq, a predicted model, not a curated record